This is a messenger RNA of Knipowitschia caucasica, 417 nucleotides long. The record is from the annotation of a GenBank genome assembly. Lineage: Eukaryota; Metazoa; Chordata; Actinopteri; Gobiiformes; Gobiidae.
AUGAGACUUGUGGUGAAAUUAAGGUUCCCGUGGUUACAGGUGAUUGGCAUGUUUGCUGUUUGGUUUCCGUGGUUACAGACGAUUGACACGUUUGCAGUCUGGUCUCCGUGGUUACAGGUGAUCGACAUGUCUGCUGACAGGUUCCCGUGGUUUCAGGUGAUCCAGACCAUCAGUGCUGUGGACCGGGACGAGCCGCUGAGUGGACACCGCUUCUACUUCUCUCUGGCGUCUCCGGUCGUCAGCAACCUCAACUUCACCCUGAGGGACAACAAAGCUGAAGCCAAACUGCCCAAAUUGCCGCUGGCCCCCGCGGAGGGCCAAGAGCUGUUGACGAGCCCGGUCCGUGUCCUUUCCCCUGUGUUCAGACGGCAGCUUGACUCCGCGGCUCCUCUGUGCGACUGGACACAAUCAUCCUAG